AACAGGACUAGACUGCGCACCACGGCCAUUACGACCUGCAUUACGUGGCCCUUGCCUUUCCAAUCAUCGCUUUCCGCGAUCUUGCCUUCGAAAGUUGAAUACAUGCCCCACUGAAUAUUGCUCUAACUUGCCUUCCCGUCGUUCGGGAUCUGCAGUUUUACCCUUUCAGCAGUUCCCUACCUGCGGUCCUCCGCCAUGUUUGCCGCGGUGAGGAAUCGCGACGUCAGCACACUUCGGUCUUUGCUUCUUGGAUCUGACACUUCAAGCAGUGGCCAUACUGGUGGGCCAGGUAGUGGAAGCUUUGGAAGCCUGGGGAAACAUAGCGUCCUAAAGCAGCGCAAAGGGACGGUUGACCCAAAUGAAAGGGAUGGUGAAGGCAAUACCGUUCUGCACAUUGCUGUGGCUUCAGGGAAUGUGGAAGCUGUAAACAUAAUUCUCCAAUGCCCGAAGCUCAAUGUGAAUGUGCAAGAUACGGAGAGUGGCUACACUGCUCUCCAUAAAGCCCUAUACGACGGAAACCUCUCACUAGCACUGCACAUACUCCGUCAACGCGAGGACUGUGACCUUACAAUUCGGGACCGAGAGGGGAACACUUGUUUGGGACUUCUUGUCUCGACCAUCGAGAGUGCGACGUCAAUAAGCGAGCCAUUGCCUCCAAUUAGCGACCCGCCAGCCGAACGAUCCUAUGAUUCUGAUGAGGACAGUCCUUCGCAGGAAAAGCGUACUGAUGAUCGCCCAGAUGCUGCCGCAUCGUUGUGGACCUGGGGAAGCAAUACAAACUAUCUACUGGGACAUCAAAAUUCGGAUGACAGGGCUUUCCCGGAAAGGGUCGAUAUAACGGCGACUUACAGGAAGUCAGACAGGCCAACCGUAACGGUACAGACGUUUUCAGAACACGACCCUGAUGUGAAGUCAAUCGUCUUGUCAAAGUACCAUAGCGCUAUUUUGACGAGCGAUCGGUUAUUUACGAAUGGGGUGGGGUCAGGUGGAAGGUUAGGUCUCGGAGAUGAAGAUACAAUGUUAAGACCAAUGGUCGUAAGAGGGGUGAAAGGUAAAGUAGCCUCCCUUGCAGUCGGGCCAGAGCACACUGUGGCUGUGACCACCACUGGAGAUAUAUGGACAUGGGGUAGCAAUCGAUAUGGACAGCUAGGCUACGUUUCGGAAACUGUUGGAAAGGAUACACCUUGUGAAUUGAAGCCAAGGGAAGUUGGAGGGACUCUCAAGAGAGUCCGCAUACUUGGUGCGGCAGCAUCCAGACAUCACACCGCAGCCUUUUCCGAUGCGGGGACAAUCUAUACGUGGGGCAUAAGCGUGGGUCAACUAGGAUAUCAACAGCCACUGAACACCAUCCACAAUUACCCAAAGAAGGUUACAGAUUUUCCCCAGCAGAAUAUCCUUCAGCUAUCAGCGACGAAAAGUGCCACGGCGGUCCUCACUGAAUCCUAUGAGGUCUUCGUCUUUGCAGAAUUCAAAUACAGUAGAGUCACCUUCCCUUUCCAGCAAUUCCCGAAACACGUGCAAGUCCACCACCCCCGAACCGAAAAGCCUCCUUAUAUUACCAAGAUCGUCUCUGGAAACCACCAAUUUGCGGCUUUAACAUCUGCCGGUGAUGUCUUUCUUUGGUCUCCGCCUGAGAAGCAGUUUGCGGAAACAUGGCAGCACCUGACCUUUCCUCAGAGAAGACCCAAGAAAGUCUGGUCCGUUCGUAAGAAACAUCUGGCAGCUCGUGAUGUCGCUGUUGGUAUCGAUUCAAGUAUUAUUAUUCGGACAGAUAGCGGUCACGUCUUCAUAGGUAUCAGACGCAAAGAUGCCAAAGUGAGAAACGUGAGCGAGACCGACGAGGCCAAAGACGUCGUUUAUUUCAAAUACCACAAAAUACCAUAUCUCCAGCACGUCCAACACGUGGUGGCCAGCGCGUCAGGAGCUUAUGGUGCUAUUCGAUUGGAUCGUCGCCCGCGUACCGUUACAGUCAGUCCUGGUACCCUCCGCGAGGAUAUUCACAAAGCCUUCUCCGCGGAUCCGGAUCCGGAUAAGCCAGACUUCCAUGGCGUUGGAAUAGGCCCGGACGUGGAAGGUGUUGGGGAUGUGGUGUUUGUCACAAGAGAUAAACGGACUCUUCAUGCGCAUCGCGUGAUUUUGGCCUGUCGUUCCCCUUUCUUCAAACGCUUGUUCUGCGAUGGGAACCUGCUACCUGGAACCAAGAAGACUGUAAAAGACGUCACAGUAGAAUUCAAGCUCAAUACGAUGUCGAAUGUUGUCGAGAUAUCCGUUCCGACGUGCCAUUCGCGAACAUUAUCCCUUUUAUUAGACUACAUAUAUAGCGGAGGAUUCCGCAAAGCUUGGGACCACACGAUAUUUAUGCGUGAAGACACCACUAUUACUCCGCACGGGUCUCUGCAACCGUCGACCAUUUAUAAGGAGUUCAAUCAAUUUGCCAAAACUUUCCAGCUCGGCGAUACCGACGUGAUUCAGCUGACGGAUAGUAAAGGACGCGCCUACCAUCAGCAUAUCUUUUCAAUUCUGAAUGAUAGUAAAGACACAUAUGAUCAGUUUUCCGAUGUCUUAUUACGGCUCUCUGAUCGUGAUGUUCGGGCACAUCGGGUCAUUCUGACAACUCGAUGCCCUUUCUUUAAUGCAAUGCUGGGAAGCGGUUCGCGUUGGUCGUUCGCAGAGGAAGGUGGACUGGCGCUGGUGCAACUUGAUCAUUUUCGUUUUGAGGUGAUGGAGGUCGUGUUGCGAUAUAUAUAUGGUGACGGCAGUGCCGACGAGGUUUUUGCUGGAAUAGAAAAGCGAGGCAUAUCUGAGUUUGUUGAGUUCACCAUCGAGGUCCUUGCCGCGGCAAAUGAGCUGUUGUUGGAAAGGCUGAAGGAGAUAUGCGCGGUUAUUCUGGAGCGAGCAAUGGACAUUCGAAAUAUGGUUGCAAUGUUGGUUGUAGCAGAUACGUACGAGGCGACGAAACUGAAGGAUGCUUGUCUCAAUUUCGUUUGUAGGAAUAUGGAGACAGCUGUGGAAUGUCGCAUGCUAGAGGAUGUCGCUGAGGAGCUCAUAACCGACAUUGAAAAUCGACUUCGCGACAUGCAAUCCCGGAAAUACCCCUUUACGCGGGGCGAGAAUAGUAUUUACCAACGCAUCAGAGCAAUUGCCGUAAACGAGGAAGAAGAAAGAAAGCGACGCAGGAGAUCAGCGUACGAUGAACGAAAACGGGUAGAGCGGGAAAUGGGUCUAGUUUGCGCAACUAGCUCAUACGAAGAGGCGUCUGCUGGGUCGAAGCACUUUCCGCUUCGUGAGAGCACUGAAGGUGACAGCGGCGAUGAUCAAAAGGAUGUUCCCCGCGAGCGAGGCUUUGACGGGGAGGAGGAGGAUCUUUUUGAGAUGGAGAUGGAGGCUCCCAUGAAGGAAGGUGAUAAGAAGACUGGUUCUAGCAGUCAGGAGGCAUGUACCCCCACACCAGGUGCGAAAGCUACUUCUCGUGGUAAGAAGGACAAGCGCGCGUGGAGGAAGUUGGAUUUGAACGGGAUGACCGCUGUGUCAGUGUCGCCGGUCGCGGCAACGACAACCGCGCCGCCCGUUGCACCAGCCAAGGUCGAAUCUCCGAGCCCAGUCAAGACCUGGGGAGCCGUUAUAGCAAAAGAUCAAAAAGCCUCUUUCAGAGACAUCAUGGAUGAGACGCGUGCGACAUCUUCCACCCCCGUUUCCAAUCUUUCGAUUGCCAUGGCAAGCCGAAAGAAAUCUUUCCUCGAUAUCAUGGCAGAAGCUGAAGCAAAACCUCCCACCUCUCCCGACUUUAGCGUUGGGGUCCAGAAGCGAACUAUGUCACCUAGUCCCGCAAAGAAACCUCCCUCUGCAACCUCUGCUCAAAGGCCUCCAGCACCCAUAUCAACGCCAACAAAGCCAGCUCCGUGGACGUCUAGUGGCAGUCCCGCAACGCCUUCAGCAACACAUCCCUGCACGCCGCCACCAGUAUCACAUUUCCCGAUUACCAUCAAAGUAACCUCACCGUCUAGAACCAAGAUGUCGCAAAAGGAACGCCGAAAGUCAGCCGCCGCAGCCAAAGCCUCUUUGCCGUCACCACCAUUAGGUCCUUCUCCCUCUCCUUGGGCAAACACCGUGCCCGCAUGGGGGUUAAAUUCCAAGCCAAAUGGGACUGGCAGUAUGGGUAAAACGCUCAAACAGAUCCAAGAUGAGGAGCGAGCAGGGUUGAGCGGCGGUGUGGAAUUGGCUGGACGAUCCAGCAGUAACGGCAGUAACGGCAGUAUAUCAUCCAACAACCCGGCAUCCCAUUGGUUGGGCGGGCCAGGAUUUGCUAGUGCCGCCGCUUCAGCAGUUUCAUCCUCCUCCGCGACAGUGUCUUCCUUCACAUCCAUUCAAGCCGAACAGCUGCAUUAUCAGCAAGCUCGGCACAAGAUGCUCAAGAAGCCGCUAUCACGCAUCCAAGCCGAGGAGCGCGCCGUAAAAGACUUGAUUGAAUUUUAUGCCAUGACAAAAGGGGUUGGGAGUGGGGAAUGGGUAGUUGUGACGAGGGGUGAGAAGAGUUGAUACUCCAGUGGACCAUGAAAUCUUGUUAUGUGGCUGUCACUUGUUCUUUUUGGAUACUCUUAUAUUUAUGACACUUCACACGGCUCAUGCCGUGUAUGAUUAAUGUGUAUUUUUAAGUGGCAUUGAGAGCGGCUCUAUAAAGAUGUGGAUUGACUCCUCAAAAUGGUCAAGAUAUGCAUCCAGACGGCAGUG
Spizellomyces punctatus DAOM BR117 is the source of this 4728-nucleotide messenger RNA. RefSeq lists its product as uncharacterized. The transcript has 5 exons. The record is from RefSeq and is a predicted model, not a curated record. NCBI's taxonomy places the organism in Eukaryota, Fungi, Chytridiomycota, Chytridiomycetes, Spizellomycetales, Spizellomycetaceae. Gene Ontology annotation, molecular function: protein binding. The coding region runs from base 196 to 4536 and encodes 1446 amino acids.